Molecule: messenger RNA, 420 nt
Organism: Closterium sp. Yama58-4
Lineage: Eukaryota; Viridiplantae; Streptophyta; Zygnematophyceae; Desmidiales; Closteriaceae
Source: the annotation of a GenBank genome assembly
AUGUGGGAGGCGCCUGCUAACAUGCAGGCUGUUUACGACGACAGCAACCCCGCGUCCCGCGAGGCACGGCGCACGGCGCGAGCGGCGUGUGAGAUGUUGAUUGGCUACGCGAGGGCGACGUGCAUCACUCCGCGCGACCUUUGCGCGCUUUUCGACAUCCGCAACCCCAUUAUCAUUGAGCGGAUGGAGCGCGCAAGCCCGCCUCUCGAUCUCAACUCAGCUCCGCCCCCUGCUCUCACUCACGCAGACACCCCGCCGCCUGAGACUCCUCGUCGCCGUGGUCGGGUGCUGCCGGCGUGGAUGACUGUGCCCACCCCUGACUGGGUGGCGCUGUCGGCCCGCCGCCAGGAGCUGAUCAACGCCGGUGCUCCCGCUGUGAUGAGCGGCUACCUGGCCGCAGCCGAGUGGAUGAGGCUGUGA